CAGCCUUCGGUCAGCCGGAUCAUUACAGCCGUCGCCAAGGCCAUUACGGUUGUGGGCAAAGAAAAAGGAUGGGUUAGAUUCCCAUCCACGGCGCAGAAAGCCGCCGUCAAGGAAGGCUUUCUUAGCCGUGGAAAAAUUCCAGGAUUUCUAGGAUGUGUGGACGGGAGUCUGAUAGCCAUCGUUCGCCCUAAGAAGCUCGGCCCCGGCGAAACGGAAUCGUACUGGAGCCGUAAAGGGUAUUACGCCCUCAACUGCAUGGUCGUGUGCGACGCGAAGCUGUAUAUCCUGGCAAUUGACCCACGGUUUCCGGGAUCGUGCCACGAUUCUUUCGUCUGGAGGCAUUCUGCAUUUCGCCGCCGCCUCACUCGUGGCCUGUUACUUCAUGGAGAAGUCUUGCUUGGCGACUCUGGGUACCCGCUAGAGCCACGGAUCAUGACUCCUGUGCCUGGUCACCGAAAUCGCCUCACGGCAGAGGGGCGCUAUAAUGAGGCACACGCAUCAAUGCGAAAUGCCGUUGAGCGGUGCAUAGGAGUCGUCAAGAGCCGCUUCCGAUGCCUGCAGAGGUAUUGGGCGCUCCACUACUCGCCUCAGAAAGCAGCCACUAUUGUUGCAGCUUGUGCAGCGCUGCAUAACCUCUGCUUUGCAGCAGGCGUGCCUCUGCCAGACGACCCAGAUGACGACGGUGCACAUGACGACAGCGCACAGGGGCCAGCCCAGGCACAAGUGCCGCUUCAAGUACAGGUGCCACCGCAGGCGUACCCUGUACAGCCUUCUCGAGCUUUGUUUCAAAGAGGCCGUGCGGUGCGCGAAUCCAUAGUUGGUGUGUUUCGGCUGCCCAGAAAUUUGUGCAUUGCCUACCUGCAAAGUGUGCGCCGGCGCAUUCGCUGGCAAAUAAGGCAGAGACGUGUGCUGGUGUGACAUGUUUUAUUUUUCUUUUCAUGAAGUAAAUAGGCCGUGCACUUCAAGAUAACACAUUGCGUGUUCUCACAUGUGGCUAAUCGUAGUAUGCUGCAUACUGCGGUAGUGAAAAGCACAUGAUUUGUCUAUGUUGAGCAUGACAGAUACACAUGCAGUGACAAAUAACUAUGUGACAUUAUGUUACUCCUUUGCUUUGUUCACUGUGCUUUUGAAUAUUGUCUCGCCAGGGAAUUUUCUUUAAAUAAAGGUUAUUUCCAAGGUGAAUGGCAACCAAUCUUGCAUUGUUGAAUAUUGCUUUGCGAUGCCUAUUUUACUGUGCAGUAUGCAUUGUUCCAAAGCUGAAGAUGUCUGUUCAUGUGUGACACGCAAGCACAGCACGAGUUACACAGCAACUGAAAUGUCGUUCAGAGCAAUCUGUAUAGCACAUAUUGAAACGUAUAGCAACAAACGAGACUUGCCAAGCACUUUUUGGAGCAGGAUUUCUUUAAAUAGCAGACACUCAUGCUUACUACUGCUUCGUUUAAACUCAAGAGUUGCUUCAACAUUGCAUUUCUUGCACGCAUGAUUUCACAUAAUGCUCGUAAUUGCUGCUUAACAAGGUGCAACUACGCUAUAACACAAUAUAAACAAAAUCAUGACAAUGAAACAUUUCUUUAUUUUAUUCAUUGGGUACCUGCUUCGCCAUUCAGGCAUUACAGCAGGGAGGGUACAACUCAUAUAAAUGAACACUCAAAAUUACAUUCAUAAAGCAUGGAAGAAAUCAUCAUUUGAACAAAUACAGACAGUGUCAGGUGGUAGAGUAUUCCAGUCUCUUAUAUUACGAACAUAGAAAGAGUAGCGGAAAGCGUCGCUUUUAACCCUCUAUUGCAUGGCGUCCCACAUUUGGCACAUACCGGUUACCAUUCUUUUUCGCGUGUGUGAGAUUCCCAGUUGAGAAUGUGAUACCGUCAGAGUAAAUCUCGUAGUUAUGCGCACUUAUUAUGGGCAAGUGCUGCCAUCUCUUGAGUGAUACGCAAAACAGAGGUGAAGUAGAUUUUGGGAUGCGACGUGAAACUCUGAGGGGGCAAACACGAGCAAUUGUUUUUUUUUUCUCUGAAAAGUUCGACCGCAGAAACAUAGAAAAAAUAUUUUGGCAUAUUUUUUGGCCUCGCCAAUUCAAGGCAGUUACUAGUUUUCUCAAUUGUGCCUGCAACUACAGCAGAGAAACCGAAAUCGGUGUGUGCCAUAUUUGGCACAGUAUGAACUUGAAAUACAAAAUAUGGUAACGUGCUGCCAUCUGUUCAAUAGCCCGAAGCUGCAGGUCACUCUAUCACAAGAUGUAAU
This is a messenger RNA of Dermacentor andersoni, 2241 nucleotides long. Lineage: Eukaryota; Metazoa; Arthropoda; Arachnida; Ixodida; Ixodidae. The record is from RefSeq and is a predicted model, not a curated record.